AUGUAUUCACUGUUUUUAUUUGAUUUCAAGAGAACAGACGACAAUCUUUCUUUUUGUUUCUUCUUGACUCUUGCGUUUCUAUUUUUCUUUCAUUGCACUUUCCAUUUCUUUCUUUCUUUCUUUCUUUCUUUCUUUCUUUUCUUUUCUUUUCUUUUCUUUUCUUUCUUUCUUUCUUUUCUUUUCUUUUCUUUUCUUUUCUUUUCUUUAUUUCUUUCUAAACGUUCGUUCAUUCAUCAUUUCUACCCAUCCUUUCUCUCUCUCUCUUUCUUUCUUUCUUUCUUUCUUAUUAAUCUUUCUUUCAAUUCUUUCUUUCGUUUUCACAUUCUACUGAUAUUGCGUACAUUCUCUCUUUCUAAUCGUGUUUUCGUCCUUUCUUUCUUUUCUUUUUCCUUUCUCUUUCUAUUUUCUCUUACUCUAUCCUCUCUUACUUUUGUUUAUUUGUCUUCUUCUUUCUUGCUUCUUUCUUUCUUUUUUCUUUCCUUCUCAUUCAAUAUUUUUUCUUUUAUUCUCUACUUUCGUCUUUCAUUUUCAUCCGCCAUUUUUAGACCAUCAUUUUUCUUUCUUUCUUUCUUUCUUUCUUUCUUUCUUUCUUUCUUUCUUUCUUUCUGUCAGCUUGGCGUACCCCCCCCCCAUCUUUCAAACCAGUACGGUCCACAACUUGAUUUUACGACUUUCAAUACAAACCCAAAUUUUAUUCUCUUUCGUUUUCUCUCGGCUCCUUCAUUUCUUUUACUUUUUCCCAUCCUGACAUCCGUUUCCGGUUCUAGCAUAAGUCUUCUGUAUUUUACAGUGAAUUGA
Messenger RNA from Acanthosepion pharaonis, 798 nucleotides. Lineage: Eukaryota; Metazoa; Mollusca; Cephalopoda; Sepiida; Sepiidae. The record is from the annotation of a GenBank genome assembly.